Messenger RNA from Triticum urartu, 3963 nucleotides. The record is from RefSeq and is a predicted model, not a curated record. NCBI's taxonomy places the organism in Eukaryota, Viridiplantae, Streptophyta, Magnoliopsida, Poales, Poaceae.
UUGGCUGAUUGAUUGGGACAUCAGCCCUCGUGAAGCUACAGACCUUGGUCGGCCACCGAGAUUAUAUUCACCUUUCCCGUCUGCUAAUUGAUUACUACCUCCCUUUUCCCAUUCUACCCUGGGUGACCACUCUGCUCACUCUCACUCUUUCUUUCUUCUCUACGGCGCAGCCGGCCGUGCACAGCACGACGCCGACGACCGCUUCCCCCGACGUUGCCGCAGCCGCCAUACAAGUAGAAGAAGUACUAGUUCAAGCGUGAGCAAACCUUGCAACCAAUGGCGGGGGUUCUGGAUGCUUUGGCAUCCUACGUGACCAACAUGCUCACCGAGAUGGCCAAAGAGGAGGUGGCCAUGCUAAUCGGCGUGUCUGACGGGAUCAGAGAUCUGAGCAUCAAGCUUGGGGACCUCAAGAAUUUCCUUGCAGAUGCUGAUAGGCGGAACAUCACCGAUGAGAGUGUGCGGGGGUGGGUGGGGGAACUGAAGCGUGCCAUGUACCUGGCCACCGACAUCGUCGACCUAUGUCAGCUCAAGGCCAUGGAGCAGCGUCCAUCCAAGGACAUGGGGUGCCUUAACCCACUCCUCUUCUGCAUGCGAAAUCCUCUCCACUCCCACGACAUCGGCACCCGCAUCAAGGCAUUGAACAAGGAGCUGGAUAGCAUCUGCGAGCGGGGCAAUAAAUUUAAAUUUGCCAAGCUAGAAGCGUACCAAGACAUGAAGAUGACUCGAUCUCUUGCCACUGACCGGAAAACAGAUUCAUUGUUGGAGCGGUCAGGUAUUGUUGGCGAGAAGAUUGAGGAGGACACAAGAGCACUCGUGGAGGUGCGCACAAGUGAGGAGGGCAGCGACAAGACUGGUCGCCACAUGGUGGUUGCCAUUGUUGGUGUCGGUGGGAUUGGCAAGACCACCCUCGGCAAGAAGGUCUUCAAUGACGAGGCUAUCAAAGGCAAGUUCACUAAGAAGAUAUGGCUUAGUAUCACACAGGAUUUCACCGAUGUUGAGCUAUUAAGUACAGCCAUUACUGCCGCUGGGGGAGACCAACCUGGAGGGGGUGGGACUCGAGAUAGGGCCCUACUUGUUGAUUCUCUCAAAAACGCCAUCGAGGACAAGAAGUUCUUUCUUGUGCUCGAUGAUAUGUGGGGAGCUGAUGCAUGGAACAAACUGCUCACGACUCCCUUUGGCUAUGGUGGCCCGGGCAGCCGAGUCCUCAUCACCACAAGAAGUGAAACUGUGGCGAGAAACAUGAAAGCUGCACACUGCCACCACGUUGACAAGUUAGGGCGCGAAGAUGCAUGGUCAUUGCUCAAGAAUCAGGUACUCACUACAGAGGAGAAUGGACACGAGGUUGAUGUGCUAAAGGAAAUUGGGUUGCAAAUUGUAGAAAAUUGUGACGGUUUACCACUCGCUAUAAAAGUUAUGGGUGGACUCCUAUGCAAGAAAGAGAAAACACGACGUGAUUGGCAAGACGUCUUGAAUGAUGAUAUGUGGUCAGUAUCUCAAAUGUCAAAGGAACUAAAUUAUGCCAUAUAUCUUAGCUAUCAGGACUUGUCCCCUUACUUAAAACAGUGCUUCUUGCAUUUCUCCCUCAAACCAAAAAAGACAGUGAUAAAUGAUACUGAAAUUGUGUCCAUGUGGGUUGGUGAAGGAUUGGUUGAAGGAGACACAUAUACUCGUAGUUUCGAAGAAGGGAAAAAGUACUAUAAGGAGCUAAUAGUAAGGAACCUUAUAGAGGUAGAUACAGAGUACCCUAGUCAACUUAUUUGCAACAUGCAUGAUGUUAUUCGCUCAUUUGCUCAAUUUGUGGCUAGGGAUGAAACACUAGUAGGUCACAAUGGAGAUACUAUCAAAACAAAUCUUAGAUCACCGAAUUAUCUUAGAUUAUCCAUAGAAACGAAAGGAGUGGGAUCCGAUGAAUUUGAGUGGAGAUAUUUAAGAGAGCAAAAAUUGCUUAGGUCACUAAUAUUAACUGGAAAACUCAAAAGUCAGCCUGGGGAUUCGUUGACUAUCUUCCCAAGUCUACGCCUUUUGCAUAUAGAUUCUGCAAAUAUUGCUGCACUAGUUGAAUCUAUGUACCAACUCAAGCAUUUGAGAUAUUUGGCAUUAAAAAGGACUGAUAUGUGUAGACUACCAGAGAACAUCCAUGAGAUGAAAUUCCUACAGCAUAUUAGCCUUGAAGGUUGUGAAAGUUUCAUGAAACUUCCUGAUAGCAUUAUCAAGCUGCAAGGGUUGAGAUAUCUUGAUAUGGAUGACACACGUGUAAGUACUAUUCCUAGGGGUUUCCGAGCUCUUACAAAUUUGAGUGCACUAUAUGGGUUUCCAGCCUAUACUGAUGGUGACUGGUGUAGUUUGGAAGAGUUGGGGUCUCUUACCCAGCUCAAUAAACUUUCACUAGAGAGCCUAGAAAAUGUAUCUAGUGCCUUGUUGGCUGCAAAGGCAAGGGUAAAUGCAAAGAAACAACUUAUCUAUCUUGGUUUGAGAUGUUGUGGUGGAGUGGGAGAUGGGUUGGUCCAAGGAGAAGUCUCUGAGUCUAAGGAGGAGGAGCAAAUAAUAGAGGCGGUGUUUGAUGUGCUAUGUCCUCAGCCUUGCAUAGAACACAUCUUCAUAAAAAGAUAUUUUGGUCGUCGGCUCCCAGGAUGGAUGGCAUCCACAGCUAUGGUACCCCUCGAGAGCUUGAAGAUUCUAGUCCUAGAACAUCUGCCCUGCUGCACCCAACUCCCAGAUGGCUUGUGUCGGCUCCCGUAUUUGGAGUGGAUAAAAGUGAUGAAUGCUCCAGCAAUCAAGUGUGUCGGUCCAGAAUUCGUCCAACAGUACAAUCAGCUGCACCGUCCUUCAUCUCAGUUGGCUGCUACGUUUCCCAAACUCCAGAAGAUGAAUUUGUAUGCAAUGGAGCAAUGGGAUGAAUGGAUUUGGGAGACAGAAGUGAAAGCUAUGCCCUUACUGGAAGUACUUCGCAUCAGUGAUUGCAAAUUGGGUUGUAUGCCUCGAGGACUUAUGUCUCAUGCAAACGCUUUGAAGAAGCUAGACAUGUGGAGCGUCCGAGGUCUCUACUGUCUAGAGAACUUUGUUUCUGUAGUUGAGCUCGACUUGUAUGACAUACCCGAAUUGGGCAAGAUCUCCAAUCUUCCAGAAUUACAGAAGCUUGAAAUCGCUUUAUGCCCGAAGCUCAAGACUCUGCAGCAGAUGGCUACACUCCGAAGACUCCAGCUGAGUGUUUCUCCCUGGGAAAGCCAACUUCCAGACUACCUGCAAACUAUAAAGCCUAGUCAUUUGCUGCUGACCUGCAACCUAGCAGUACUCACUUCCAUGGCUGAGGGUGAAUCUAGCUCCGAGUGGGGCAAGUUCAAUCAUAUUAAGCAAGUCGAGGCUUAUGCAGAGGAUGGACAGGAUGAGAAGAAAUGGCACGUGCUCUACACAUCUGAAUCCUGCAACAUACAGACAAAUAUUCAUCAGGGUCGAUUGGUGGAAGAAGAGGACUAGGCUGCAACUCCAGCAGAACGAGGAAGGGUAUAUCAUUUUAGGCGAAAGGACCAUAUGAUGCAAGGAUAUAUGGAUACUGGGAAAGCAACAGACACACUUACCUGCAAAGAUUCAGAGUCCACACAUAUGAAUUCAGAGCAACAGACAAACUCUACUAUUUUGAGUAUUCUUACUAAUUUCCUGAGAAGUGUGACAUAUACACUUAUGAAUUUGAAGAUGUACACUUCAUGGCGGGCUAUCUAGCUGGUGCAGUAAUAUGGUGACCUUGGCAAGGCUGUCCUUUGUGCAGUGCAUGUAAAUGACUGUCAGCUUUUAAUUUGGAGUUUAGGCUACUCUGCUCUGCUCUUUGAAAGCAGCUCAGGUUGCAGGUUCUCUGAAGCAGCUGCAUUUUCCCUUUUUCUUUUUCGUGGGUGUCUUGCGUUGGUUCUCUGAAAAACUAUGGUUUUUUGGAUACAUCAAUCAAUACAAUACUGGUAUUUCAGCUUUUAA